CUUAAGGAAACCUUGUAUUUUCAAUCAUUUCUAGCAUUUAUGAAGUGAGAACUUAAAUAGAGAUGAAUUGUGAAAAAAUCUGGGUUCUGAGACCUCUACCAUCGCAUUAUGGUAUUCUUGAGAGUAAACUUACCGAACGACCCUCAAACCAUUCUAAUUAUCUAAGAACAUAAAUUCCCUUUGAUUCUCUAUUGUUCUUUCUAGAUUAUACCAAGAAACUUCAUUGCUGGCUAGUGUUGCAUACCAAUAUGACAGACAAGGAAGAAGGUGGUCGAAAAUAUUGGCUGAUGAAAGCUGAAGGCGAAUCUCGUAUUGUUAAAGGGAUUGAUGUUGCUUUCACCUUUGAAAUGCUGGAAAAAAUUACAAAAGACGGGAAAAUGGAAUCUUGGAGCGGUGUCAGAAACUAUGAGGCUCGUAAUAUGAUUCGAGAUCAGAUGUCCGUAGGUGACUAUGCUUUUCUUUAUUGUUCUAAUUGUAAAUUUCCUCAUAUUAAAGGUGUAAUGGAGAUUUGCUCAAAUCCUCAUCCUGACGAUUCUUGCUGGGACCCGAGUGAUCCUUAUUAUGAUCCGAAAUCAACAAAGGAAAACCCUAGGUGGUACUCAAUAGGUGUACAAUCGAGAUAUCCACUAAAAAGGUCUAUAACCCUUAGAGAAUUAAAAAUGCAUUUAAAUGGAAAACUUUCACAAAUGUCUUUGCUUAAUCGGGCACGGCUUAGUAUUUCAAAGGUUCGUCAAGAAGAAUGGGAUUUUAUACAUCAACUUGCAGAGUUACCCGAACCAAGUGAAAUUCAGGAAGCAAGAGAGAAGGAGAAUCUAAAGGAAAUGAAGAAGAGAGAAAGGAAUAUAAAAGAUGAUGAGAAAGAUAACGGCAAGCAGAAAAAAAGCAAAAGUCCCUAUAACUCUGCAGUGGAAGAUGACGAUACUUCAUUGAACAAAAUAAAACAGAGUAGAAUUAAGAAAUGUGACAUCGAAACAAAAAUAUAAUUUUCUAACACAAGUAAUCUAAAACACACCAAUUUUCUCAUGCGUCGAUUGUCAUUCCGAUUAAGAUAUCUUGUUCCAUUCCCAUUCCCGCUUAUUUUCCAAGCUUGAUGCUAUUUUCUAAAUUACAUGAUUGUUUGAUUCCAAUUACUUCAAGGUUGUGUAUAAGAAACCUUUCUUCAAACAGUGCUCCUGUUAAUUGCUUUCCUUCUUCAAAUGCCCCAUGCCCAGCGUGUCUAAAAAAUCCAUACUCUAGACUAUCAUCAAUGAGCAUAGUUACUCCAGGACUUUCCACUAGCAAAUCGUUCGUUACAUGGUUACGUCUGAGUCCGAAGCAGAUACCUAGAGUUUUAUCGAAUAUACAGAAACUGGAAUCCGUUUUUGUAGCACGAAAUACUUGAUGUCUUGGACGAAGCUGAAAUAGAAAUGAAUUUGAGUUACCAAAAAACUCAGAUUGAGACUGUUUCCAUGGAGUUGUAAUGUACGCGCCAAGAACAAUUGGGAAUUCUUCUUCAGAUUUGUGAUUUUCAAACAAAUCUAGUCGUUUCGUACAUUGAUGAGGAUCAUUUGAAUACUUUUUAGGAUACUUUUUUUCGAAUGUCAAUUGUCGAGAAUUUCUUUUUCUCUCAGAAAUCCUAUGACCCUUAAAAAGCAGGAUAGUAGGUUCAUUAAAGUUUAGGACACGACUUUCAAUUGAGGACAUUGAAUAGCCGUGAUCGUUGGAAUUGAAGAGACUAAUCAAGUUUUUGUAAUUGAACGAAAAGUCAGGGAUACAUAAGCGCAGUUGAGCGUAAAGAAGAGAGUCUAAGACAGAGAAGGUGCUGAAACAGAAUUCGUCAAUUUCCGCAGGUCGCACAUGGGGAUGUGAAUAAAAAAUAUAGUCAAAGAGACACCCUAUAUGAUUCAGGAAGAACGGAUUUUCAUAUAAAAAUGUUAUAAAGUCAUCGAAAAGCAAAAGCGAUGAGAAACCGUCUUUUCUCACCCCGCAUAUUAAAAUAUCAGCAACCUUUUCUGCCUUUUUGAAGUGUGGAGUAGAAAAUUUGCUUAUAUGAUUACCAAUGGAUUCCCCCGGCUGAAGGUCAACUAUACAUAAAGCAAGUACGCAUAUUCGAUGGAAAUUUGUAAUCCGCAUACGAGGAGUGUUCUUGACAUCAGAUGUAUUUUUUCCUACAUCCUUAACAGUCUUUAAAUCGUAGACUUCGUUGAGGAUACCCUUGUUUUCUUGAGGAAUAGUGUCGCACCAACUCUCAAAUAUGAGUGAUAAUCUUUUAUCUUCGCUCCAUAUUUUCUGAUGUCUUUCAGUAAUACAAGCUAAAAACCUUGUAAGAGCUGAGAACGUUAAACAACCAUUACGAUGAUGGGAGCCAAAAUUACAAGCUGCCCGAUAAAAAAAAGAAGAAAGCUGCAAGGUAUCAGGGAUUCCAAAAAAAGUUACGCUUAAUGAUGCAUGUUAGUUACUGAUUAUAAUAAAAAUGAGUAAAAAAAAUAAAAUCCAUCAGUGUUUUGACCCAUGAACUUACAAUGCAUCCUCCGUCCAGACCUUCUCCCCAUUUUCGAAGCUUGCAAGGGCAUUGAAGUUUACUAACAUAUAUUAGCAAAUUCUUAGCUACUAUUCCGAAGUAUCAUACGUUUCAAAUUGUAACGUUCUAAAGGAUUGAAGUUUUUUAGAAGCGCAGAAGUUUCUUGCAUGUAUGGUUUCAAAAGCCUAGGAGAAUCCUCCGUCCUUCCUAGUAAAGCUUUGAUGUUUUUCAUGUUUCUACCAUCAUUCCUCUUCAAAAUCGUAAGAAAUUGGAUUGUUUUGAAAGUAGUG
Molecule: messenger RNA, 2790 nt
Organism: Schizosaccharomyces octosporus yFS286
Lineage: Eukaryota; Fungi; Ascomycota; Schizosaccharomycetes; Schizosaccharomycetales; Schizosaccharomycetaceae
Product: DUF55 family protein
Exons: 5
Coding region: 249-983 (244 amino acids)
Cellular component (GO): nucleus
Source: RefSeq, a predicted model, not a curated record